AUCUCUUUUUUGAGUAUAGUAUAGAAAUCUGGACCAAAUAAUCGAAUUAUAAUAACGGAGAAAUGAAUGUCUAAAAACGGAUUUCAAAGAGUAAAACGAGAAUGCGAGUGGUUCAUCUGCUCGUCGUGCUCGCCACUUAUGUCUCCACAACAAGCAGUUUUAAUAAGGAGAGCAUAAAAGAAUGUGCAAAAGUGUUAAGUGAGCAUAUGAAAGAGACGUUUUCAAAAAUAUCACAUGAGACGAUAUUAAAACAAAAUUAUGAGAAAUUGGUAGAAGAAGAGCAAUUUGAUCCAAGAGCCGAGUUGAAGAAGAGCAAACAUCGAAUUGAGGAUUAUCUCAAAGUUCGGUCACAAUUCGCAUAUAAAGCAAAAAUCUCAUUGGAAGCUCGAUCGGUUCGAAAUGAUUCAACUGUAAAUGAUCCACAAUCAAAAUCAUUUAUUCGAUUCAUGUCUGCAAAACAAGGAAACGAUGGAACAACUAUUUAUGAGUCAAAUCAUCUGGGAAAAAGGCUGAAAGUUAAUGAAACAAAAAGUUUUAAUUUGACUCAAAAUGCAAAUUUCUACACUCUUCCUACGUCAUCAGUGUCUUCGGCUGUUCAUAUUCCAACACCACUUUAUGAUAGAAAUGAGGAUCUUCUUCGAAAAAUUGAUUGGUCCGACAUCGACGCAGUUUAUCGAACAAAUCGUGAAGAAACAAAAGAUCUUGCAUUUCAAUUAUUUUGUUCUGAAGCUGGAUAUAUGCGAUAUUACCCAGCUGCUUCAUGGUUUUGGGACAAUCAAGAUGAACAUUUGGAUCUUUUUGAUUGUAGAAAUACCGAAUGGUAUAUCAAUUCUGCGACUAAUUCAAAAAAUGUUUUGAUUAUGUUGGAUAUGUCUGGUUCCAUGCUCGGCCAGCGUUACGAAGUAGCAAAACAAACAACUGAAGCAAUUUUGGAAACAUUAUCUCAUAAUGACUACUUCAAUAUUAUGACUUUUUCAAAAAACACGUUUCUUUUGGAUGGUUGUAAUGGUACAAAUGGUCUUUUACAAGCAACAAUGCGUAAUAAAAAAGCACUUCGCCGAAAAAUGGACACAUAUCAAAGUGAAGGAAAAGCUGAAUACGAGAAAGCACUUCCGUUAGCCUUCAGUGUUCUUCUUGACUUAAAAGGAUCAUAUGCUCUAUACACAAAAGAAGAAAUGUCAAUGAUGUCAGCGAAUGCAACGAACGAAUAUCAAUUUCAUUUGGAACUUCCUGAGCACGUAUUAGCUGCCACAAAGCAAUAUAUUGAUUCUAUCAAUAACGGUGGCGGUGAUAACAAUCGAGGAGCGUGUGAAAAUGUAAUCAUGUUGAUUACGGAUGGAGCUCCAAAUGCUUACAAGAAGAUUUUUGAUAUGUAUAACGCUGAUAAGAAAGUUCGAGUUUUCACAUUUCUUGUUGGAGAUGAAGCAAUCGAUUUUAAUGAAGUACGAGAGAUGGCAUGUAAUAAUCGAGGUUAUAUGGUUCAUGUUGCAAAUAUGGCUGAUGUUGAUGAAAAGAUUCAUCAUUAUAUUCGGAGAAUGUCACGAGUUGUUGGAAGGCAUUAUAAAGAAUCUGGACAAUUAUCUUGGUGGACUGGAGUUUACAGAGAAAGAUUGUAUCUGCCACGUCCAGAAAUCUUUGCUGAACCUGUUCCAAUCACCAACCAAUCGUUCGCAGUUAUGAAUAAAAUGGCGUCUCGUCGAAAAAUUCGUCUUCAAAAAUCAGAAGCAAGAAGUCGAAUGUUUGUGACAACAGUUUCAUAUCCAGUUAUUGUUAACGAAACAUUCAUGGGUGUUGCUGCAGUCAAUAUUCCAUUGACAGAAGUUGCACAGAAAUCACAUCCAGCCAAUAUCGGAUCAAAAAGUUAUUUCUUCAUGCUUGAUCAAAAUGGUUUUGUAAUGACACAUCCUCAGCUUCGACCAAUUGACCCAUUUACAAAAUAUCAUAAACAAAAUUACAAUAAUAUGGAUUUAUUAGAACUUGAAGUUGGACAAAAUCAAAAUGUUCGAUCGAGUCAAAAAUCACAAGCCGUGUCGGAUUUAGUCUGCGAAUCCGGGGCGAAUUAUGCAGAAUGUGUGGAUGAUUUGAGAAAAGCAGUUCGAAAAAUGAUAAUUGAUUGUGAUAACAGUGAUGUUCAACAAUUGGAUGUUCUUUAUGCAACUGAACUUUUGGAUCGAGUAUAUCCUCAAACAAAUACUUAUUAUGCAGAAUGUAUCAAUCAUGCGAAUUUUGUAUUAGGAUUGGCUGUUGCUAAAGGAGAUGAUUAUCGAGUUGUGAAAAAGCAAAAGAAAUAUGAUUUUGGAAGAGUUAAAAUGGAUUGGAUGGGUGAUAAACGAUGGAGAUUACAUCCUCACUGGCGUUACUGUUUCCUGAACGAUACGGACACCCAUAUGUCAAAAGAAGAAGCUUUUGAAAUCUACGCUCAACAAAUGUCAGAUUCAGGAAAAGCUCCACUUUUAUGUGAAUAUCGUCGAAAUUUAGUUGAAAAGCUAUUGCUAGAUAUGGAAGCAACGAGUAAUUUGAUUGAUAGUUGGGAUACGCAAUUUAAUUUCAUGAAAAAUAAUUUGAUUCAUCUUGCAUUCUUUGCUACUCCAUCUGGAAUGAUUCGAUAUUAUAAUUUGACACUUCAAGACUACGAUUAUAUUGAUCCAUAUUGGAGCAUUUUUGAGCACAUUGGACAUUUACUUUCAAUUGAACAUGCUCAAGAAUCAUACAAUCACUUUAUCACAGAUUUAAAUCGUAAAUCAACAGACGAUAGGUACUAUAGACGAGCUGUUCGUAUGAAAGAUACAAUUAUGUUUGAUGUUUCAAAUAACUCAAAGAUUUGGUAUAAAUCAGAAACUCAAUUAACUGGAUAUGGAUUAAAUGAGAAUUUGACAAUGUUGGGACAAGCAUUCAAAGCGAUUUAUCUUGAUAAAGCAGUGUUAGGAGUAUCUGGAUUUGAAUUUGCAUAUGAUCAUGUUGUUGAUACAAUGGCAGAACAUGGAUGCCCAGCUUCUGAUGAUCGGAAAUGGUGUGUACUACUUGAUGAACAUGCCUACGUCUUCUUCAGUAAUCAAAAUGAUAUUUCCUAUGAAGAUUAUCUUGUUGGAAAAGGAAAACAUAUUAGUCAAUAUUUUGGAGGACUCAAUCGAAUUGCUCAGCGAGCAAUGGCGUUGUUAGUUGAAAAUAAGUUUUACACAAAACUUACGUAUACUGAUAACCAAGCGGUUUGUAAAGCGGAAAAGGUUGUCACUACAUCUGGAAACAGAUUAAGGCCUUUCUAUCCGAUUUUCCGAUUCUUGAUGCAAACUUUCAACUUUAUGGUUCGAUUAGCAAGUCAGAUAUCAGGCGGAUUUUUAAUAUGGCUUCCAAAUAUUCAAUUCACGGAAGCCUACACCGCGUCUUUUCAUGAGGGAACAGAUGUUUAUCCGUGUCCAAAACAAUCGUCAUUUUAUUUUUCGAAUAAAGACGGAAAGAAUCGGCCUGGAACGACACAUCUUGUUAAUGGUAAUCGUUCUGAGAGGCCGUGCAAAAUGAAUGCUAAGUGUUCUGUCAAAAUGGAAGCCUCAUUUGUUGAUGGAACAAAUCUUGUAAUGGUAUGGAUUACACAGGAUAAAGCCAGUGAGAAUUGUUACGAUGAAUCAGAAUGUUCAAUGGAGAUUUCAAAUCAAGUACCAUUCGGGUUUGAAGAGGUUAAAAAUGAAGAAACAUGCGAAGAAAAUGAAAAAAGAAAAUCUAAAGCGAAUGAUGUUUGUUAUUCAAUUGAUGACGAUGAUUCUGAGAACGAGCGCCGUCCUUGCUCAACGAGCCCCACAAUCGUGUCAAUUUUCCAAAUUCUUUUCGGUGUUUUCCUUCAUUUUUGCAUAUUUUAAGUGCCCUUCGUCCUCUUCAAAAAGUGAUUCCCAGAUUUUUAUAGAUUUUUGAUAUUUCAUCGGUUUGUUUCCUUAUUUUCUUGUUUUCUUAUUCCAGUGUAUCUCAGUUUUUUGCACAAUUUUCGGCUGUCACGGGUUAUUAUUUGAAUUUGUUCACAGUAAUAAUGAAACACACUAAUAAAGCUUUCAUGACCUC
Messenger RNA from Caenorhabditis elegans, 4047 nucleotides. RefSeq names its product Voltage-dependent calcium channel unc-36 (gene unc-36). Lineage: Eukaryota; Metazoa; Nematoda; Chromadorea; Rhabditida; Rhabditidae. The record is from RefSeq and is marked reviewed. Gene Ontology annotation, cellular component: membrane. The transcript is spliced from 16 exons. Gene Ontology annotation, biological process: calcium ion transmembrane transport; potassium ion transmembrane transport. The coding region runs from base 102 to 3851 and encodes 1249 amino acids.